Molecule: messenger RNA, 2939 nt
Organism: Bactrocera dorsalis (oriental fruit fly)
Lineage: Eukaryota; Metazoa; Arthropoda; Insecta; Diptera; Tephritidae
Product: tetraspanin-33
Exons: 2
Coding region: 628-1518 (296 amino acids)
Biological process (GO): protein localization to plasma membrane; protein maturation
Cellular component (GO): membrane
Source: RefSeq, a predicted model, not a curated record
AACUGGAAAUUAAUUUUUACAAAAAGUGGACCAAAUAUACCUUUCCUCUAAUGUGUAAUGUGUCUAAAAAUGUGCUUAUUCAAGCGAAUUAUCUUGUUAGAAUUUAAAAACUAUCUCCAAUCUUUCUGGUAAAAUAAUGUUUAAUAAAAAUUAAAUAUCGUAAUCACCCUAUGCCAGAUAUUAAUUUUGUUAAAAAACUCCUCCGUCUUUACUUGUCAAAGCGAUUUGGUUGAGAUAAAAAUUUCAUUUCGGAAACAAAGAAAUUAAAGUUUUCACGUAUUUGUUAAACCAUAUGUAUAAAUAUAUUAUAGAAAUAUACAUAAGAGUUUUUUAAGUUUUGUGCAUAUAAAACUUUUAUCAUGAAAUUACGAGUACAGAAAAGAGGACGGAAGCGAAGUGUAUAAGAUAUGUUGCUAAAGAAAAAGUGUAAAAAGUAUGUGUCCGGGUUUUAUUUUCUUAUAAGCACCAGGAAAUAUAUUGUCACAAAUUUGAACAGCUUAAAGUAAAAAAUAGAAAUUAAUUAGCAAGGAGAAAAAUUGAUUAACUCCUCUGUGAGAAUUUGGACAAGUGGCUCACAACAAAACCAGCACCAGCGUUGCUUUGAGACGAAAAUAAUACAUUGUAGCUAUGAGUAAUUAUCGUCACCAUGGAGGAGGCGGUGGCUAUAGUGGAAUCGAAAUUCGAAACAUGCAUCCACGAAUCUCUCAAAAUUUCACUUACGUUAGUUCAUGUGUUAAAUAUCUGAUCUUCAUGCUAAAUUUCAUAUUCUGGCUUUCGGGAGGAUUAUUGCUGGGUAUUGGUCUUUAUGCUUUCAUGGACAAAUGGGAAGCUACUGGAUGGGUUCGUCUAGAAACAUUCUACGAUGUAAUACUGAACAUCUCUUUAGUAAUGAUGCUGACCGGAAUACUUAUUUCUGUAGUCAGUUUUGCUGGUUGCCUUGGUGCGCUGCGUGAAAAUACUUGUUUACUAAAAUUCUAUACUAUGUGCUUACUAAUGUUUUUUCUUUUGGAAUUGGCCAUUGCCAUAAUGGGAUUUGUUUUUCCACAUAAUAUGAAUUCUUUUCUGGAAGACAAAUUCACUGAUAAAAUUAUCCAUUCGUAUCGUGAUGACCCAGAUUUACAAAAUCUUAUCGAUUUUGCACAACUUGAAUUUAAAUGCUGUGGAUUAAGCAACUCUGGAUAUCAAGACUGGAGCAAGAACGAGUAUUUCAACUGUUCAUCACCAUCAGUUGAGCGUUGCGGUGUUCCAUAUAGUUGUUGCAUUAACGCAACUGACAUCAGUUCGGGUUUGGUUAAUAUUAUGUGCGGUUAUGGCGUUCAAGAACACUCGGUUGCGGCAGCAAGCAAACGUAUUUGGACUAGUGGUUGCAUUGAGAUUGUUCGAGUUUGGGCAGAACGAAACUUAUAUACUAUAGCCGGCAUUGCACUAGGAGUUGCUCUAAUACAACUUUUUAUAAUAUAUUUAGCUAAAACUCUAGAAGGCCAAAUAGAUCUGCAGAAAUCGCGUUGGAAUGCGUGAGUUCUUUUAAUGUGAAAACAAAUGUAGGGUACGAUUGGUAGCAACAUUUCUAUAUCGUAAACAUGUAAACUUUCCAUUUUUAUAGGUAUGUUAGUUUUUUUAAACAAAUAGUGUUUAUAAUUUUUAUAUAAAUUUUGAAUAGAGAGUAUAUAAUGUUGCUCUUUUCGCUCAAACGUAUUAUAUAUUGAAAAUAUGGAAUUUAAAACGCAUUUAAUACAUUGAUGACAUUUUUUUUUUUUCAAUAAAUCACAAACGAGUGAAACUUUUUAUCGUACAAAUCGUGAUCAGAUGAAUUUGUACUUUAUGAUAACACGUUGGUGCUGCAUUUAGCAUUUUCUUACUCUAGUACUAAAAAUAGAUUGUCACAAAAAAGACCUAUUCAUUUUUCUCGAAUAUAUGCAAUAUUAUUGUAAGUAAUUUUGACUACUAUACCUAUGUAUUACUGCAAAUUGCAAAAACAAGAAACACUCGUAAGUUUAUAUGUUCAUUAUAAUCAUCACAUAUUACAUUAUAUUUAUUUACAAUAUAUUUAUAAUAUGCAAAUUAUUUUUAUAAUUUGGCACACGCGCAUCUCAAAAUUAAUAAAAUCAUUGGGAUACACUUAAAAUAUCGAAAUUCAAAAUGUCGACAUAUCAAAAUACCGACAAAAUUUAAAUAUGCAGCUAAAUCAAAAUACCGACAAAUCAAAACACCGACAAAUCAGAACACCGAAAAAUCAAAAUACCGACAAACCAAAAUGCCGACAUGUGAAAAAUAUUUUAUCUUGCCUGCCCUUAUUUCUAUCGAAGCACAGAAAGAGAAUUCUGCCGACUAAGGGUUAUGAUCCUGAGCGUGUUCGUGGCCGGAGGCCGAAGGCCGCAGGGCCUCGGACGAACAACGCCACCUUUUCUUGAUUUGUCGGUAUUGUGGUUUGUCGAUGUUUCGAUUUGUCGGUAUUUUGAUUUGUCAGUGUUUUGAUUUGUCGGUGUUUUGAUUUGUCGGUAUUUUGACUGUCGGGAUUCUAAAUUUCGAGAUUUUAAUUGUCGGCAUUACGUUAUACACCCCAAAUCAUUACAUCUUUAAAUUUUUUAGUGGGAACAGAUUUCAAAAUCAAUUGGAUCAAUUGAAGUUCGUAAUUUCAAACAUGUUCGACCGACAAUUGAUUUAAAUGAAAUAAAUGUAACGUUAAUUUUAGUAAAGGGACCCCACUGAAAUUUUGAUGAUUAAGAAAAAUACUUUGCCUACACACAGAGUUUUUAUUUACUGUGUAGCGUAAUUAACAAAAGUGUGAGCAAAUUAUUAACAUUAUUAUAUGUAAUAUAAUGGUUUUAUAUAAAUUUAGUAUAUUCCUUAAAUUUAUAUAUACCAAAUAUGUAAUAUAAAGCAAUGCUUUAAUGAAAUAUAGAGUUUGUCUUUAUGCAAUAAAAAUAAUAAACCUAUAA